Molecule: messenger RNA, 1119 nt
Organism: Opisthorchis viverrini
Lineage: Eukaryota; Metazoa; Platyhelminthes; Trematoda; Opisthorchiida; Opisthorchiidae
Exons: 7
Cellular component (GO): nucleoplasm; nucleolus
Source: RefSeq, a predicted model, not a curated record
AUAACAUAGCUCUUCUUGUAUCUGACGCAGAUGAUAUAAUUUUGCCUGACGGUUUGGUGUGCAUCUCACACCUGCAAGGUGUAGAAUGCUUAUGUGAGAAUGGACCGGAGCAGCUUUUUGAGCCUGUAUUACCUGUGGUGCAGACGCGAAACCGGUUUAUCUGUCAAGGGCCGAGUUUACGGUGCUAUCGCUAUAUGAGUCGAAAACCUUGCUGCUGCGCGCCGAGGACGUUAAAAAACUUUCAUUGCUUAACCAUCAGUGUCUUCAAGCCCUUGUGUGAGUCUGGUGGAAGCAGCGGACCAGUACCAAACGCAGAAAACAUGAAAAACGCCCGCAAUCAUCCCAAUAAAACCCCCAGCACCCACAAAACUAAGCAAACCACAAACCACAAGUCACCCGCGUCCAGUUCCGAUUCGGAUUCCAGUGAUGAGGAUGUUCCGGUGGCGAGGAAGCCUGCUGGCGCGACGACGGGCGCCGGAGCGUCUAAGCCGAUGACUCCCGCUACGAAGGGUGUUGUGUCUGCGGCAGGCGGCGGUAAAGGUUUGUCGGCGGCCGUUGCUUCUUCGAAACGGCCUGCAGUGUCGAGCUCGGAUUCGGAUUCGAAUGAAAACGAUGUUUCGGUUUCGAAGGAACCUGCUCGGGUAGUUGAUACUUCGAAUGGUGUUUUGUGUGGAUUUAAGAGUUUUCCUUUAGGAGUCGGUGCUGCUGGAAAGCGUUCAAUUAAUUCUUCUGAUGGGACAUCGAAUGCGAAGCGGCAUAAAUUUGAUGUUUCUGACAUGGUUGACGUUGAUUGUGGUCGUCGAUCUCUUCCUGCUGUGUCGAAUACGUUUAAUGGUGUCGAUGUUUCUGGAAAAUCUGGGUCAUUGUCCAAUCACAAAGGUCGUCAGUCCUUCCCAUUCCGUCGGGUGCCAGACGAUAUUGAAGUGGUUGAUCCCCGGUUGUCCAACAAUUCAUACGAGGCAAAGCCUAACUCUCGAGGAGCCUGGGGUGAGCGGGCAUAUAAGGACUUUCAAUUUACCAGUGGAAAAUCGUUUAAACACGAGAAAACGAAAAAGAAACGUGGUAAUUAUGCGGGUGGAGCACUGUCAACCGCGGUCUCUUCUUACAAGUUUGAUGACU